Enhydra lutris kenyoni (northern sea otter) is the source of this 2809-nucleotide messenger RNA. RefSeq names its product minichromosome maintenance 10 replication initiation factor. The transcript has 21 exons. Lineage: Eukaryota; Metazoa; Chordata; Mammalia; Carnivora; Mustelidae. Gene Ontology annotation, biological process: DNA replication initiation; DNA replication. Gene Ontology annotation, cellular component: nucleus; replication fork protection complex. Gene Ontology annotation, molecular function: DNA replication origin binding; single-stranded DNA binding. The coding region runs from base 124 to 2748 and encodes 874 amino acids. The record is from RefSeq and is a predicted model, not a curated record.
AGCGGCCUGGUGGGCGCCGCCUGAGGAGCGACCGAAAGCCUAGCCAAGAUUUGACAUUACUGCCAUCUCCUGGGCACCUGAUUCUCCUUCGAAGCUCUCAAUCACAACUGUUCUCUUGACAGCAUGGAUGGGGAGGAAGAUGAUUUGUCUCUGCUGACUGCGCUGCUGGAGGAGAAUGAGUCUGCCUUGGAUUGUAAUCCAGAAGAGGGUCACCCCUUGACCCAGGGGGAUGGCGAACCCGACGCAUAUGACGAGCUCUUUGAUGCAGAUGGUGAUGGUGAAUCUUACUCAGAGGAGGCUGCUGAUGGAGACCUGGGAGAGACUGAAGAGCGAAAGGAAAAUUUGGCCACUCUCUUUGGAGAUAUGGGGGACUUAACAGAUGAAGAAGAAGUUCCCACACAGCAAUCACCUAAAAAUAGAGUCCUCCCUGCUCCUGCUCCCAAUCAGGGGAAAACUAAUCAAGAGUUGCAAGAUGAAUUAAGGAAGUUACAAGAACAGAUGAAAUCCUUACAGGAACAGCUAAAAAUAGCAACACUUAAGCAGCCUGCAAGUCCACCCCUUCUGCCUAAAUCUGUAGAGAAGUCUCCAUGCUCCCCUCUUAAAGAGAAGAAAGUUCAGAGAAUUCAGGAGUCGACAUGCUUCUCUGCAGAGCUCGAUGUCCCUGCUCUACCAAAAACCAAGCGAGUGGCUCGGACACCAAAGAUUUCAUCUGCAGAGCCCAAAAGCACAUCUUCGAAGAUGACAAGUACACCUCCCCAACCACUCCAAACUACUCCUGGAAACAAACUUAGAGGGUUGGUCAGAGAUCAGAACACAGGGACCCCCAGGAGUUCAGGGGAACCGGCCCAGACAGUGGUCUCCGUGGAAGCCUUCUCAGGCCUGAGGCUCAGGCGGCCUCGAGUGUCUUCCACAGAGAUGAACAAGAAAAUGGUUGGCCGAAAACUGAUCAGACUAUCUCAGCUCAAGGAAAAGAUGGCAAGUGAGCAGCUAGAAGAAGUAGACUGGGUGACUUUCGGGGUUAUAUUGAAGAAAAUCACUCCACAGAGUUCUAAUAGUGGGAAAACUUUUAGUAUCUGGCGACUGAAUGAUCUUCAAGACCUGACACGGUGUGUGUCAUUGUUCUUGUUUGGAGAAGUUCACAAAGAGCUCUGGAAGACUGAACAGGGUACUGUUAUAGGGCUGCUCAACGCAAACCCCAUGAAGCCCAAGGAUGGUUCAGAGGAGGUGUGUUUGUCUAUUGAUCAUCCUCAGAAGGUCUUGAUCAUGGGUGAAGCUCUUGAUCUGGGAACCUGUAAAGCAAAGAAGAAGAAUGGACAGCCGUGUACACAGACUGUUAAUUUGAACGACUGUGAGUACUGUCAGUAUCACAUCCAAGCCCAGUACAAGAAGGUCAGUGCCAGGCGAGCCGACCUACAGUCCACCUUCUCUGGAGGACGAAUUCCAAAGAAGUUUGCCCGCAAAGGCACCAGCCUACGAGAACGGCUGUGUCAGGAUGGUUUCUACUAUGGAGGGGUUUCUUCUGCAUCGUAUGCAGCCUCAAUUGCAGCUGCUGUUUCUCCUAAAAAGAAGAUUCAAACCACUCUGACUGAUCUGGUCGUUAAGGGGGCAGACUUGAUCAUUCAAGAAACCCAACAAAAACUUGGAAUACCCCAGAAAAGCUUGUCUUGCUCUGAGGAAUUCAGGGAACUGAUGGACUUGCCUACGUUUGGAGCCAGAAACUUAAAACAACAUUUGGCCAAAACUAGGUUAUCAGGGGUGAUGGGGAGCUCGAAACCUGCUUUCCAGUCUGUCUCAGCAUCAGCCCUCUUGAAGCAGCAGAAGCAGCACAUGCUGGAGAUGAGGAAAAAGAGGUCAGAAGAAAUACAGAAACAAUUUCUCCAAAGCUCAAGUGGGGUCAAGAGCCCAGCUGUGCCACCCUCCUCUCAACGGGCCCCUUCUCAGUCUUUGCAAAUGGCGGUUGCGUUGCCCAGCCUGGAAGGAACGCCAGCUACACAGACGCCCAAGCUUGGGCGAGGCAUCUCAGAAGGAGAUGAUGUUCUCUUUUUUGAUGAGUCACCACCACCAAGACCAAAACUGAGUGCUUUAGCAGAAGCCAAAAAGUUAGCUGCUAUAACCAAAUUAAGGGCAAGAGGCCAGAUUCUUACAAAAACAGACCCAAACAGCAUUAAAAAGAAGCAAAAGGACCCCCAGGAUGUCCUGGAAGUAAAGGAACGUGUAGAAAAGAACACCUUUUCUCCACAAGCUGAAGAUGAAUUAGAGCCUGCCAGGAAAAAAAGGAGAGAACAACUUGCCUACAUGGAAUCUGAGAAAUUUCAGAAAAUUCUAAAAGCAAAAUCGAAGCACACAGGGAUACUUAAAGAGGCUGAGGCUGAGCUGCAGGAACGCUAUUUUGAGCCAUUGGUGAAAAAAGAACAGAUGGAAGAAAAGAUGAGAAGCAUCAGAGAGGUGAAAUGUCGAGUAGUGACAUGCAAGACGUGUGCCUAUACCCACUUCAAGCCUUUGGAGACCUGCGUCAGUGAGCAGCAUGACUACCACUGGCAUGACGGCCUAAAGAGGUUUUUCAAGUGUCCCUGUGGAAACAGAAGCAUCUCCCUGGAUAGGCUCCCCAAAAAGCACUGCAGUAACUGUGGCCUCUUCAAAUGGGAACGAGACGGAAUGCUAAAGGAAAAAACAGGACCAAAGAUAGGAGGAGAAACCCUGUUACCACGAGGAGAAGAACAUGCCAAAUUUCUGAAUAGCCUUAAAUAGUCCUGACUUCAAACAGAUUAAAUAAAUUUGCGAAUAUACCUCCUAGGACAACCAUCUUCUG